This is a messenger RNA of Postia placenta MAD-698-R-SB12, 234 nucleotides long. RefSeq lists its product as hypothetical. The annotation marks the transcript as partial. The record is from RefSeq and is a predicted model, not a curated record. The transcript has a single exon. Lineage: Eukaryota; Fungi; Basidiomycota; Agaricomycetes; Polyporales; Adustoporiaceae.
CUGCCCACUCGCUUUGCCCCACUGCCCCUACCCCUUGAUGCUGCCACAUCCCUACCCAUGGGCCUCUGGAAGACUGUGCACCCCCAAAAGUGGACCACACACCUCCCUGCUGUGCUCCUUAGUGCAUCCAUUAUUGGAUGGACACUUAUGGGACUACAGUUGGGUUCAAUUUGCAAACCCCAUCAUUGUGUAUGGAAUGGGCAUGCCCUGACUCCCCAAGCCUCUGGGAUUUAG